AUGGCUUCCAGCUAUUGGGACUCGACACAGCGGAGGUUCUGGACCUUCACCAAGCAGCAGCUGGCGCUGGAGCGGAAGAAGCUUGAAGAGUCAGAACGGAACCUGGUGAACAUGUACCCACUUCCGGACAGACGACAUCUUAGCAUCUACUUCUAUCAUCAAUUAUCAAAGAUGGCUAGACCACUAGUCAUCCGGCAGCAAGCCUUGGCCACCGCUCAGAUCUACGUCCGACGAUUCUAUCUGAAAGUAGAGAUUCGACGUACGAAUCCUGCCUUAGUUCUGGCAACAGCUCUGUAUCUAGCUUGCAAAAUGGAAGAAUGCCCGCAGCACAUCAGGAUGGUGCUGGCGGAGGCUCGCCAUUGUUUGGAUACAUCCUUCAACGACGUCUCGAAGAUUGGCGAGUGCGAAUUCACCCUCAUCUCGGAGAUGAACUCACAGCUCAUCAUUCACCACCCAUACCGCAGCCUUGCCGAGCUACAGACCCAGUUCCAGCUAACGCAAGAAGAAAACGCGUUGGCUUGGUCAAUCAUCAACGACCAUUAUCUGACGGACCUUCCUCUUCUCCACGCCCCUCAUGUGAUCGCCAUCACUGCCAUGUUCCUUGCGGUGGUGCUCAAACCCACGCAGGGUGGUCUCCAGAUGCAUGCCGCAGGGGUAGCUAAUGCACUCCAGACUCUGGGCAAUGCUCGCGGUGGUUCUGCCCAGGGCACGCAAAACAGGGUGCAGAAGCUCGUUGACUGGCUGGCAGAAAGCACAGUCGAUAUUGAAGCCGUCGUCGAGUGCACUCAGGAGCUUAUCUCGCUCUAUGAGAUAUGGGAGUCCUACACGGAUAAGACGUGCAAAGAUCAGAUUGCUAAAUUUGUCAAAGCAAGAGGAUUGGACAAAUGA
Molecule: messenger RNA, 888 nt
Organism: Trematosphaeria pertusa
Lineage: Eukaryota; Fungi; Ascomycota; Dothideomycetes; Pleosporales; Trematosphaeriaceae
Product: C/H/G cyclin
Exons: 3
Coding region: 1-888 (295 amino acids)
Biological process (GO): positive regulation of transcription by RNA polymerase II
Cellular component (GO): nucleus; mediator complex
Molecular function (GO): cyclin-dependent protein serine/threonine kinase regulator activity
Source: RefSeq, a predicted model, not a curated record